UCGGAAAUAUACUAAAGAAAGAAAGAAAACCCCAACGCUCUGUUGCGACGCGUGGAUGUAUGGUGGACCCCUUCUCUCUCCCUCUCCCUCUCCCUCUCUCUCUCUCUCUCGCUCUCAGGCUUAGAACUCUUCAAAACUAUAAACAGACAAACAAUCUUAAGUUCCUAUCGUCGUCUUCUUCGAUCUUCAUCACACUAGCCAAACCCUAAUCUCAGAGAGCGAUGGAUCCCAAUCCGAAAAGCUUCCCGAUUCUCUCCUACGUCAUGGCCCGACUACCUUCUCUCGGACCCAGACCUGAUGCUCCCAACUCCGAAUUUGACCUUGAACAGCAACCGACGCCGCACUCCAAGCCACCCUCAGAUCCUUCUUCUUCUUCGUGUCAGGUCCGAAUUGAGGACGACAUGCCUCACUUGACCCACCCGGGGGUCCUGGCCUCUAUGACCCGCGCUAUCUCCGACGUCGCCCAGACCCGAUCUGUGCUUUAUACCCUGGGUCCCCGCCCCGACCACGAGGCUGUCGACAAUGCCAGGUCCAAGCUCGCUGAAAUCGAAGCCAACCUGGCUAAACAGCUUGAGGAAAUUGUGCUCUCCCCCCGCCCGGCCGACGUCGACCGCCUCCAGUGGCGAUCGCACCUCGCGGAGCGUGAGGACGACUACAGGAGGUCGGCCGAUAAGGAGAAACUAGCCUUUAAGGCGGUGCUCGCGGUGGACGAGAUGCACGACGCUUACGAGAAGCUUCUGAAGGAGGCGGAGGAGAGGCUGGAGAAGAUUUAUGAGACGGCACAGACCACGGCGGGGGAGUAUUCUCCGGAGGAUGAGUUCCCGCCGAAGACUGAGGAGCCGAACGAGGAAGUGAUUGGGAUUUUGCAGGCGGCGUCUGGGGAAGGAUUGAAGCAGGUCGAUUUGUCGGGUCGUAGGUUGAGGUUCUUGCCGGAGGCUUUCGGUCGGAUUCGGAGCCUGGUUGCGCUUGACAUUUCGAGUAAUCAACUUGAGGUCAUCCCUGACUCGAUAGCGGGACUAGAAAAUCUUGAGGAGCUUAACGCCUCAUCUAAUUUUUUGGGGUCUCUGCCUGACUCAAUUGGCUUGUUACAAAAACUGAAAAUUCUGAACGUCUCAGGAAACAAGCUGGGUUCCCUCCCUGACAGUAUUUGUCAUUGCAGGUCAUUGGUGGAGAUGGAUGUGAGCUUCAACAACCUGACAUAUUUGCCAACAAAUAUUGGUUAUGAAUUAGUAAAUCUAAAGAAGCUUUCAAUACAUUUGAACAAGAUUCGUUCCCUUCCCAGUUCUGUGUGUGAGAUGAAGUCUUUGCGCUGGUUGGAUGCUCACUUCAAUGAGCUCCAUGGCCUUCCUCUUGCGAUUGGAAGAUUGACUAAUCUUGAAAUUCUCAAUCUUGGCAGUAAUUUUAGUGACCUAAAGGAACUCCCUGACACAUUUGGUGAUUUGACAAACCUCAAGGAACUUGAUCUCAGCAACAAUCAAAUCCAUGCUCUUCCUGAUACAUUUGGUCGGCUUGACAAUUUGACCAAACUCAACUUGGAACAAAAUCCUCUUGUAAUUCCGCCAGCUGAGGUUGUGAGUGAAGGAGUUGAAGCUGUCAAAGUUUUUAUGGCUAAAUGGUGGCUUGAGAUACUGGCAGAGGAAGAAAGGAAGAGCGUGCUUGAAAUGCAAGAAAAUGCCCAGACCGGAUGGUUGACUCGCAGUACCUCAUGGGUGAAAAAUUAUGUUUCAAGUGUUUCAGAUUAUAUGGGGUCUCCCAGGGGAUCUCCUAGGGACCCUUAUCUUGAUCAGCAGCUAUGAUGCUGAUAAAUUUGAUUUUGAUGUCUCACUUUCUUUUGCCCGAAUGUGAAGCUGAUGUUACGCCUUAAGGUCAAAGAGAUGGCCAUGAUCUGCUCAAUCUUCUCACUUCUUAUUUUUCACUACAUCCAGUCAACCUCCAGGGUGACUGAGCAUCUUCAGAUUUUGUUCUCUUUCCAGUUCAGUUGUUUGGGUAUAAAGAGUUUUGUAGGAAAUCUAAUAGGUAUGGCCUGCUGUGACUUUUAUUUUUGAUGACAGUAGUUGAUUUUGCUUAUGGUUGUACAUCCAGUAUAAUCUGGAUUAUCAGAAUUUUUGCACCCAUCUUUUUGCAGCUUUCACCACUUCAAACAAAAUUGUCCAGCUCCUUGCCUUAGGGAACAUCAUGCUAUAAGGCAGCCAUGUUGACCUGCAAUGUCAUGCCACAGCAGAAGAUAAACUGUCAGUGCUUUUUAUUUUUUAUUUAUUUUACUUUUAUGCA
Juglans regia (Persian walnut) is the source of this 2271-nucleotide messenger RNA. RefSeq names its product plant intracellular Ras-group-related LRR protein 9-like. Gene Ontology annotation, molecular function: protein binding. The transcript is spliced from 3 exons. The record is from RefSeq and is a predicted model, not a curated record. NCBI's taxonomy places the organism in Eukaryota, Viridiplantae, Streptophyta, Magnoliopsida, Fagales, Juglandaceae. The coding region runs from base 222 to 1796 and encodes 524 amino acids.